AGCUCACAAGUCAUAUGAUCGAUUCGUGAUUAUCGUCAGCCCAAAUCACUUGUCCCCUCGUCUUCUCCGAGUGCAAAGAUGGCUAGCCAGACCCAGGGUAUCCAGCAGCUCCUGGCAGCUGAAAAGAAAGCAGCGGACAAGGUCACAGAAGCUAGAAAACGCAAAGCUCGUAGAUUGAAGCAGGCAAAGGAGGAGGCUCAAGAGGAGAUUGAAAAGUACAGACAAGAACGAGAGAGGCAGUUCAGGGAGUUUGAAGCCAAGCACAUGGGCUCCAAAGAGGAUGUCGCUGCACGGAUUGAUGCAGACACCAAAAUCAAGAUUGAAGAGAUGAACAAAGGUGUCUCCGGUCACAAGGAUAAGGUGAUACAGGAGAUUCUGCAGUUGGUGUACAACAUCAAGCCAGAAUUGCACAAAAAUUACCAGAUCGAAGCCUAAGCCACGAAAAGCCUCACAAACCAACCUAAUAAUAUAAAUAAAUAGAAAGAAAAAUAUAAAAUUAUCACAAUAUUACAUGUAAAUUAAAUAAUACGCCUCUUAUCUCAUAUCUUUCCAGAGGAUAUCUAUCGUCGUUGAUUUAUUGUAUUUCAAAAGUAAAUACCAUAUAAUGUUAUUGAAUUGUACACUUAUUAGUCUAGCCAGUAAAACUCAAACUCUAGUGAAUGAACCAUGCAAUACAAUAAUUAAAAAACUAUAACUAUUACCCCAUAGCACACAGUGGCUUCAUCCAAGUCUUCAAAGACAAUAAAAAAAUCAUCAGUUUAGUCGCUUAAAAAAAUUUUUGUGUGAAACAAUGAGUUGACGGUUUGAGUAUUACUGUUAGUUAAUUAAGUAAUUAAAAGGAUUAUAUUAUAAAUGUAAUUGUCAAACGAAAAAUUAUCGCCUCCACGUGUCAAGGCCUAGACAUGUUUGGAGAAGAUUUUCGAUCGUUGAAGAAGAUAUGAAUUUGUUUUUCAUCAAUUUUAUGCAGCUCCAGAAAAAUUUCAACGUUUAAAUGAAUCCAAAGACCUUCAGGUCAAGCAAAAUCAAUUAAAAUUAAUUAUUUUAAUUGAACUUGUACGCAGUUUUCAAAAGUGCAAUGACGUUUUUUAGUGAAACAUUUUUAUGUUUAUAUUCAUAAAAAGAGUUUCAUAUCUUCUUCCAAAUAAAAAAAUUCAUUUAAUGUUUCAAUUAAGGUGGUGGCUAUAGGAUCAUGUAUCUAGAUGAAUGUUGUUACAUUAGGCUUCAUUCCAUGUUUUUCUGUUACUACGAGGACAAUUCUAAAUCAAGUACACGAUUUUUUAUGGUACAGCCUCCCUGGAUUCUCGUCAGCUCCCAAUACUCGAGGAUCUCGUGACGAUGUACCCUUAAUCCGACUCUUUCCGUUUUAAUGUUAAUGAAUUAUUGAUAAAAAAUGGGGACAUUUCUCUGAAUCGUGUGUGCAUCUGUAUGAGCCGACUGUCUGUACAGUAUUAGCAUCGAAAUAAAUGAUUUAAAAAUA
Molecule: messenger RNA, 1477 nt
Organism: Diachasmimorpha longicaudata
Lineage: Eukaryota; Metazoa; Arthropoda; Insecta; Hymenoptera; Braconidae
Gene: Vha13
Product: Vacuolar H[+] ATPase 13kD subunit
Exons: 4
Coding region: 79-435 (118 amino acids)
Biological process (GO): proton transmembrane transport
Cellular component (GO): vacuolar proton-transporting V-type ATPase complex
Molecular function (GO): proton-transporting ATPase activity, rotational mechanism
Source: RefSeq, a predicted model, not a curated record